GUGCGACUUGGGUCUUCGGGCUUGAAAGUGUCCAAGAUUAUCCUGGGAUGCAUGUCAUAUGGAUCGCCGGAAUGGCAGCCUUGGGUCUUACCUGAGGAAGAGUCCAUCAAACAUAUCAAGGCAGCUUACGAUGCGGGAAUCAACACGUUUGAUACGGCUAACGUUUAUUCAAACGGAUUGUCGGAAGUUACUGUUGGUAAAGCCAUCAAGCAGCUCAAUCUUCCCCGAGAUGAGAUUGUUGUGAUGACGAAGGUGUUCUUUACUGUUGGAAGGAGUAUCAACGCACCCUUCCUUCAAGGAAACGUACAGGACCAGAUGGGAUACGUUAACCAGCAUGGGCUUAGUCGUAAGGCACAUCAUCAUAUUUUUGAGUCUGUGAAGCACAGCUUGGAACGUCUCCAACUGGACUACGUUGAUGUUCUUCAGUGCCACCGAUUUGACAUCGAUACACCUAUCGAAGAAACAAUGCAAGCGCUCCACGACGUUGUCAAGGCCGGUUUUGUGAGGUAUAUUGGCAUGUCCUCUUGUUACGCUUGGCAAUUCCAUGCAAUGCAAAGUCCCUUCCCGCUGGCAGACUACGCCAUCAAGAACAAGCUCACACCUUUCAUCUCGAUGCAGAACCACUACAACCUUCUCUACCGCGAGGAGGAACGGGAGAUGUUUCCCACCCUCAAGCACCUUGGCGUAGGCUCCAUCCCUUGGUCGCCACUUGCUCGUGGGCUGCUUGCACGACCUCUAGGGGGUGAGACGGCGCGUGGUGGCACCGACCGUAUCAUAAAGGGAUAUCAGAAUCAAGGAUUGCAGGAUAUCGUUAGCCGUGUUGAACAAAUAUCUAAAGCCAGAGGCGUGAGCAUGGCGCAGGUGGCUCUUGCGUGGAUCAUGGGCAGAGAUGGCGUUACCGCACCCAUUGUUGGCACCACAUCCCUAGAGAACCUUGAUGACUUACUUGGUGCUAUGAAUCUGAAGUUAACGGAGGAAGAAGUCAACCAGCUCGAGGAGCCUUACAAACCACAAGCUGUGUUCGGCCACACAUGA
This is a messenger RNA of Laccaria bicolor S238N-H82, 1035 nucleotides long. RefSeq lists its product as uncharacterized. The record is from RefSeq and is a predicted model, not a curated record. The transcript is spliced from 15 exons. Lineage: Eukaryota; Fungi; Basidiomycota; Agaricomycetes; Agaricales; Hydnangiaceae. The annotation marks the transcript as partial.